Molecule: messenger RNA, 4184 nt
Organism: Phalaenopsis equestris
Lineage: Eukaryota; Viridiplantae; Streptophyta; Magnoliopsida; Asparagales; Orchidaceae
Product: cellulose synthase-like protein D2
Exons: 3
Coding region: 692-4120 (1142 amino acids)
Biological process (GO): cellulose biosynthetic process; plant-type primary cell wall biogenesis
Cellular component (GO): trans-Golgi network; plasma membrane
Molecular function (GO): mannan synthase activity; cellulose synthase (UDP-forming) activity
Source: RefSeq, a predicted model, not a curated record
AACAGUCCAUUAAGCUCUUUAGUUCGCAUGCGAGACGCUCGCGUACAACAACGAGCUACCAAACGUGCUUUCGUUGGGAAAAUUAAAAAACUAUUUUACAGUUAACCAAACCCGUUCGAAGGGAGCAGUGCUGUAAAGCUCACAACUUUGUUCUCCCGUCCGAAUCUUUCCUCCUGAAAUCGAACACUAGCCCUGUUGUUUCUCCAGUACUGAAAUCGUCCUCCUGUAAAUCGGGGAGAGAAACCCUCAUCCUCAAUUAGCCCUGUUGUUCUCUGCGGAGCUUUGCUUUACUCUUUCUGAUAAGGAACCCCACCUCUGAGGUGGAGUGGAGGGUGGAUCCCUUCUCUCCGUUUACAGGUGAUGAAUCAAGGUCGAUCUUUUACUAUGGAGUAAGCGUUCUCAGAUUUUAUAGAGUACAGCCAUUUGCGGUGCAGUUGGAUUCAUCCUCCUUUUUCAGAAUGUUCCUUUCUUUUUCUGCUGCAUUAUGUUUCUGAAAGUCUUAAGCGACGGACGGGUAGAUUAAGGAAGGAAAGUUAACCGGAAGCGCUUUCAUUGGCUGUUGUGGUUUGGGUCUCUUUCAUCAGUCUUCUAUUUUCUGAUCCAUUCUAUCAGAUCCGGUCUUGCAGUUGUCGGAUCUCUCUUUCUACAGUCACUUGACCCAUAAGAUCAAGCUUUUUCUGUUUCUACUCCGAUGGCAAACAAAAACCAGGCUCUGCGAGCCACCUGGUCGACCCGGAUCCCUCCGCCGGCGACGAGCACCCAAACAGUGACCUUUGGCCGCCGGACAAUGUCCGGGAGAAACAUCAGCUACUCCCGAGACGACCUUGGCAGUGAGCUCGGCGGCGGCGACCACUCCAAGGAGUUUCUCAGCUACCACAUCAACAUUCCUCCCACUCCCGACAACCAGCCAAUGGACUCUGCAGCCUCAGCUAAUCCCGAUCCCUCAAUCUCCGCCCGCGUAGAGGAACAGUACGUCUCCAACUCUCUAUUCACCGGUGGAUUCAACAGUGUGACGCGCGCGCAGCUUAUGAACAAGGUGAUCGACUCUGAGUCGAGCCACCCGCAGAUGGCCGGAGCCAAGGGCUCGUCUUGUGCCGUCCCCGGCUGUGGCUCCAAAGUCAUGAGCGAUGAGCGCGGCAACGAUAUUCUUCCCUGUGAGUGCGGUUACAAGAUCUGCCGUGACUGCUUCGUGGAGGAUUUGAAGGCCAAUGGGACUUGCCGGGGUUGUAAGGAGCCUUAUAAGGCGAAGGACAUGGAUGAAGUCAUCGCUAAGGAGAAGCCCCAGUUAUCACUGCAAUUUUCUUUAGCAGGGAUGUCGAAGAUGGAGAGGCGGUUGUCGCUAAUGAAGUCGAGGAACUAUGCAAGAAGUCUGACAAGGAGCCAGACCGGAGAGUUUGAUCAAAACCGGUUGUUGUUCGAGACUAAGGCGACUUAUGGGUAUGGAAAUGCCAUCUGGCCGAGGGAGAAUGAUGGUGACGGCGGCAGCGGACAGCCGGCGGAGCUUGUGUGCAAGCCAUGGAGACCUCUUACCAGGGAAUUGAAGAUCCCAGCUGCAAUCCUCAGUCCUUAUAGGCUACUCAUCUUCAUUCGAAUGGCCAUUCUUGGCCUCUUUCUUGCAUGGAGAAUCAGGCACAAGAACGAAGACGCCAUUUGGCUUUGGGGCAUGUCAGUUGUCUGCGAGAUAUGGUUCGCCUUCUCCUGGCUCUUGGACCAGCUGCCGAAGCUCUGCCCCGUUAAUCGAACCACCGACCUUCUCGUUCUGAAGGAGAAGUUUGAAUCUCCUUCGCCUUCCAACCCCUCGGGAAAAUCAGAUCUUCCUGGCAUUGAUGUCUUUGUUUCAACUGCUGAUCCUGAAAAGGAGCCGCCUUUAGUCACCGCCAACACCAUCCUGUCCAUCCUUGCCGCAGAUUACCCUGUGGAGAAGCUUGCCUGCUAUGUUUCUGACGAUGGCGGCGCCCUUCUCACCUUCGAAGCAAUGGCGGAGGCAGCUAGCUUCGCCAAUCUAUGGGUCCCAUUCUGCCGCAAGCACGACAUCGAGCCGAGAAAUCCUGAAAGUUAUUUCGGCAUGAAGCGGGAUCCUUACAAGAACAAGAUUCGUUCGGAUUUUGUAAAAGAUAGGAGACGAUUGAAGCGAGAGUACGAGGAGUUCAAGGUUCGUAUCAAUGGUCUGCCGGACUCCAUUCGCCGGAGGUCUGAUGCGUUCCAUGCUAGGGAGGAGAUCAAGGCGAUGAAGCGCCAAAGAGAGGCCGCUCUGGACGAGCCCAUAGAACCCGUUAAGAUCCCAAAGGCCACUUGGAUGGCCGAUGGCACUCAUUGGCCCGGCACUUGGAUUAACUCAGCUGCCGAGCAUUCUCGAGGAGAUCAUGCCGGAAUCAUUCAGGUGAUGCUGAAACCCCCAAGUGAUGAACCCUUACUCGGCAGCAAUGAUGAAACCAAGUCCUUUGAUCUCAACGAAGUUGACAUCCGCCUGCCCUUAUUAGUCUAUGUUUCGCGCGAGAAACGUCCGGGCUAUGACCACAACAAAAAAGCCGGCGCCAUGAACGCCCUGGUUCGAGCUUCGGCAGUCAUGUCUAACGGCCCCUUCAUCCUAAACCUCGACUGUGAUCACUAUGUGUACAACUCGCUCGCCUUGCGCGAGGGCAUGUGCUUCAUGAUGGACCGUGGCGGCGAUCGCAUCUGCUAUGUUCAGUUUCCGCAGCGAUUCGAGGGCAUCGAUCCCUCCGAUCGUUACGCCAACAACAACACCGUCUUCUUCGACGUUAACAUGCGCGCCCUCGACGGCUUACAGGGACCUGUUUAUGUCGGCACCGGCUGCUUGUUCAGACGCAUCGCUCUCUAUGGCUUUGACCCCCCUCAGGCAAGCCGCCAUAGCUCCUGCUUUCCCGGCAAAAGGAAGAAGGCCAGCACUGCUGCGGAGGAGACUCGCGCCCUACGAAUGGCCGAUGAUGACGAUGACGAAAUGAUGAAUCUUUCGUCUUUUCCGAAGAAGUUUGGCAACUCGAACUUUCUGAUUGAUUCCAUCCCUGUGGCGGAGUUUCAAGGCCGCCCACUCGCCGACCAUCCAGCCGUCAAGAAUGGCCGGCCUCCCGGCGCUCUCGUCAUACCUCGUGACCUUCUCGACGCAUCCACAGUGGCGGAAGCCAUCAGCGUUAUCUCGUGCUGGUACGAGGACAAGACGGAAUGGGGGCAUCGAGUAGGCUGGAUCUACGGCUCCGUCACCGAAGACGUCGUCACCGGAUACAGAAUGCAUAAUCGAGGCUGGAGAUCGGUUUACUGCGUGACAAAGCGCGAUGCUUUCCGCGGUACCGCGCCGAUCAACCUCACCGACCGGCUCCACCAAGUGCUGCGGUGGGCGACAGGAUCCGUGGAGAUCUUCUUCUCCAGAAACAACGCUCUCCUCGCCAGUCCAAAAUUGAACCAUCUUCAAAGAAUCGCAUACCUCAACGUAGGCAUAUAUCCCUUCACCUCCUUCUUCCUAAUCGUCUACUGCUUCCUCCCGGCUCUCUCCCUCUUCUCCGGCCAAUUCAUAGUCCAGACUCUCAACGUCACCUUCCUCACCUACCUUCUCGUCAUCACCAUCACCCUCUGCCUGCUCGCAGUGCUCGAGGUCAAAUGGUCCGGGAUUGAGCUGGAGGAAUGGUGGAGAAACGAGCAGUUCUGGUUGAUUGGUGGCACAAGCGCGCAUCUUGCGGCCGUUCUUCAAGGCCUGCUUAAGGUGAUAGCAGGGAUAGAGAUCUCGUUCACGCUUACCUCCAAGUCCGCCGGAGAUGAGGAAGACGAUGACUUUGCUGAUCUGUAUAUCGUGAAGUGGACGUCACUGAUGAUUCCUCCGAUAACCAUAAUGAUGGUGAAUCUCAUCGGCAUUGCGGUGGGGGUGAGCCGGACGAUUUACAGCACGGUGCCGCAGUGGAGUAAGCUGAUUGGAGGGGUGUUCUUCAGUCUGUGGGUGCUGACUCAUCUCUAUCCUUUUGCGAAGGGGUUGAUGGGGAGGAGGGGGAAGACGCCGACUAUAGUGUUUGUGUGGUCUGGGCUAAUUGCGAUUACUAUUUCUCUGCUGUGGGUGGCCAUCAAUCCUCCUGGUAGUUCUUCUCAGAUUGGCGGCUCUUUUACUUUCCCUUGAAUUUUCUUUUCUAUUGUUGUUCUAGAACUUAUCAAAUACAUGUAUUUAUCAAGGAGGUGUGAAA